Molecule: messenger RNA, 1700 nt
Organism: Peromyscus leucopus (white-footed mouse)
Lineage: Eukaryota; Metazoa; Chordata; Mammalia; Rodentia; Cricetidae
Gene: Ascl4
Product: achaete-scute family bHLH transcription factor 4
Exons: 1
Coding region: 727-1170 (147 amino acids)
Biological process (GO): regulation of transcription by RNA polymerase II; developmental process
Molecular function (GO): RNA polymerase II transcription regulatory region sequence-specific DNA binding; DNA-binding transcription factor activity, RNA polymerase II-specific; protein dimerization activity
Source: RefSeq, a predicted model, not a curated record
UUUGAUUUUUAAAAGGUCUGAUUUCGCAGAAGGAAACUUCGGGCUUCCCCGGAGGUCUCCCUUGACUCGACACAUCUUCUAACCGCAAGAGAGCAGUCUUCGCUUUGAUGAGCUCUUCUUCUCCACCUCCCCAGAAAUGAAAGAGCAGGCGUAUGUUUGCAAACACCCAGAAAGCUCUCUCUAUCAGACCUGAACGCGGAAACCACAAAGGGCAGUCAAGUUUGGAUUUUCAAGGAGAAAGCCGGAGUAAACUUUCUCUCGGCAGGCCAGCCGAUCUGCAAGUGCCUGGGAGGGGCCCUGCUCAAUUCCUGGCUCCCCAGAGCCACACUUGCUAACCCAAGAGUGAAUUACAGCAAUUGGGCAGCUUUGAAAGAUUAAUCUGUUUGGGGUGCGAUCGUCUAUUCAGGCCGGGGACCCUUUGUUAACUUUUGAACUAAGAUCGGAGGAAACACAAGGGUACAAGCGUGGAUGAGGUGCGUCCUCUAUCUUUGUUUGCCCUUUCUGCUCUGAAGUUUUAACAAGACCCGAGGAAAACAACGAGCUUCGGAAAGCAUGCGAAGCUCCCUCCAAGUGUGUUCAGGUACCUAGCUUCUGGACCUAGAAACUUCUCCAAAGACAGACCGGGGAAGUCUGGAUGGACCAGCGUCUCGGCCACAAAAGCUUCAAGUCUCGUCUUCCUGCUGAGAGAGUCAUCUCUUGGGUGAUCUGCGCACUUGUCGGCGGAGGAUGGAGAAACGCAAACCGGCGGGACUGCUGGCUCUGCCGUGCCCGCUACGGACGCCGCCGCCGCCGCCGCUGGGCGCGCUGGCCCGGAGGGAGCCGGGCCGGACCUCCGCGUGCCAGGACGCCGAGGACAGCGCGCGGGGACGGCCGUGCCCGCCCUUGUCGCUGGGGGGCGUCGGCGAGCCCGCCUUUCUGCGCCAGCGCAACGAGCGCGAGCGGCAGCGCGUGCGCUGCGUGAACGACGGCUACGCGCGCCUCCGCCAGCACCUGCCGCGCGAGCUGGCGGGCCAGCGGCUCAGCAAGGUGGAGACGCUGCGCGCCGCCAUCAGCUACAUCAGGCACCUGCAGGAGCUGCUGGAGCGCCACAGGCGGGACUGCAACAGCGACGGCGAGUCCAAAGCGUCCUCGGGGGCCUCGCCCUGCAGCGAGCCGGAGGAGCGCGCCUAGCAGCGCCCUCGCCCGCCAGGUUUCAUGGUAACCCGUUUCUUCUCUGGGCCCGCAUCUUAAGAAUUAAGUGCUUCUGGAGUGGAGGAAAGGGUAUUUUAAUGUUUGGAGACCUCUCCACCAUCUUUGGUUCCGAACCGCAACUUACAAAUGCUUGAGGAAACUUGUUACUUACAAAUGCUUGAGGAACUCUUGUGAAGCACAGAAGGACCGUCCCAGGGCUGUAACAAUUAAACCUUAGCCAGAGAAGAAACACACACACACACACACACACACACACACACACACACACACACACACACACACACACACGGCAGUCCUUCAUGUGAGAGGAACGUUCUCGCGCAUUCUGUGGGUGAAGGUAGCUGAGCUGACACUGUAACACCUAAGUGGAGCAUCUGCUAGACCUGAACAUAGGCUUGCCGACUGAAUGGCCACGUUAAAAAGGACAUUCUUGCUUGGUACAUACUGCUUCGUCGGCAAGAAGUCAUUUGGAAACUUGAGCAGGUAAUAAAGUGUCACGAUGUGAAUGA